UUGCGGCUCAUGGAGAAAAAACCCUAGUUAUCAACUGGACUGCUCUUUUUGUUUUGUUCGUCAUCGCCCGGAAUUCUCCAACAAUAAUUCGUAAUUCGGUUUCAUAUUUACUCAGAUUCGAUAUUUAUACAGUUUGAUUCCACCGGAAUCCAUCAUGGAUGCUCAGCGAGCUCUGCUCGACGAACUCAUGGGUGCAGGUGAGUUGCCAGGAGCGAUCCAAGUCUCGGAAUCUAACGGAGGAUGAGAAAAGAGGGUUCAAGGAGGUCAAAUGGGACGACAAAGAAGUCUGUGCAUUUUACAUGGUUCGAUUUUGUCCGCACGACCUCUUCGUCAACACCCGAAGCGAUCUUGGAGCAUGCCCGAGAAUUCAUGAUCCAAAGCUGAAAGAGAGCUUUGAGAACUCUCCAAGACAUGAUUCCUAUGUGCCAAAAUUUGAGGCUGAACUUGCUCAGUUUUGCGAGAAGUUGGUGAAUGAUCUUGAUAGGAGAGUUAGGCGUGGACGGGAACGCCUUGCGCAAGAUGUUGAACCUGCUCCACCUCCUCCUCUAUCUGCAGAAAAAGCUGAACAAUUGUCUGUUUUGGAGGAGAAAAUUAAGAACCUUCUGGAACAAGUAGAGGCACUUGGAGAAGCUGGCAAGGUGGAUGAAGCCGAAGCACUGAUGCGGAAGGUUGAAGCACUUAAUGCUGAAAAGACACUGUUGUUACAACGGCCAAACGACAAGGUAUUAGCAAUGGCACAGGAGAAAAAGAUGGCAUUGUGCGAGAUUUGUGGUUCAUUUCUAGUGGCAAAUGAUGCCGUUGAGAGGACUCAGUCUCAUGUCACGGGAAAGCAACAUGUUGGUUACGGUAUGGUCAGAGAUUUUAUCGCUGAAUACAAGGCUGCGAAAGAAAAAGCAAAAGGAGAAGAACGGCUAUCAAGAGGAAAAGAAGCAGAUGAUAGGAAGAAGCAGAGGGAGAGGGAACAUGAUAGUAGACGAAGGGGUGGUUCUAGUGAUAGGGACAGAUACAGAGAGCGUGAUAGAGACCGUGACCGGUCUUAUGACAGAGAUUGGAGAUCGAGGGGUGGGAGAGAUGGCCGUGAUCGUAGCAGAUCACGGUCUCCUCAUGGGAGGCAUGGUCACAAAAGGCACUCGAGAAGUCCCAUUCGCCAAAACUAGUUUGAUAAUGUUUUUCUCUAUAACUGGGGGGGGCAAGGACUUUGCAAUUUAAUGAGCUUUGAGACCUUACACAAUGACUCUCCUUCAUCACAUAUUGUUAAAGGUCAAAAGGGUUGAGGUAGGUAUCGUCUGAUAACUCUAUACCCUUUACUAUACGUAUGUCCUGAAGCAUUUUUCAAAACGGUAUGCUUCAUGUGUUUUUUCUUUUGUUGCUGCUUUUGCAUCUGUUUCGGUCUUAUAUGGCUUUCUUGUUCUCAAGUGAUCUAGCACCGCAGAAUCAGGGAUAUUGGAUUGAAUGAAGAUGUCACGGGGGGGAUAUUUUAUAAAGCUUGGAGGUAACUAACAUAUGGCAGAUCUCUCAUUUCGAGUUUCCACUUUCGAUUUUGACGAUCUCAUGUGCAUUUUUAGCAUCAGGUAACAAGGCUUACUGUGAGGGGUGAUUAAUUUUUCCAUCUGGGUUAGGUAAAAAUGGCUCCUUUCUCAGCAUUGUGUGCCCAAUCGGUUGAGAUCCAAAAGGGAAGGUAAAAAAGGGGUUGGUUAUAUGUUAUCUGUGAAAGCAAGCAAACCAUUCACUGGUGCAGGAGACAGAGCAUGAAUGAACCUGUUGAUGCAACAACAGUGGAUCACGUUACAGAACACCAGAGAGAGGUCAAUGGGCCACUUUCAAAAACACCUCUCUGGUAGCAUUUAGAAUUUAAGACAGUCUGAAGAACGUGAGUCGUGUAUUGAGUGCAUGGAUCUUGUAUGGAUCGUGUGUAUAUAUUGAAAAAGAAAAUGAGGUAAUUCUUGUCUUUAA
This is a messenger RNA of Tarenaya hassleriana, 1953 nucleotides long. RefSeq names its product luc7-like protein 3. The record is from RefSeq and is a predicted model, not a curated record. Gene Ontology annotation, biological process: mRNA splice site recognition. Gene Ontology annotation, molecular function: mRNA binding. Lineage: Eukaryota; Viridiplantae; Streptophyta; Magnoliopsida; Brassicales; Cleomaceae. The coding region runs from base 159 to 1157 and encodes 332 amino acids. The transcript has 8 exons. Gene Ontology annotation, cellular component: U1 snRNP; U2-type prespliceosome.